UUCUGGGUCCAUUCAUUGUAAUAAGCCGCAUGUUCUGACAUCGACCAUGGCGUACGAGUAAGAAAAAGAUAGAAUCUCGGUAGUUUCGAAAAAGCAAAAAAAAUAAAAAAGGUUGUCUCUUGUCUCCUCGAUAGAUAAAGAUUAUAUUAGAUUCGAUUUCACCCGCGUAUCAAUGGGGAAGGUGGCGGUCGGAGCUGCGGUCGUUUGCGCGGCGGCGGCGUGUGCUGCGGUGGCGCUGGUGGUGCGCCACCGCAUGAGGAGCUCCGGAAAGUGGGGUCGCGUGGUGGCUAUUGUGAAAGAGUUUGAGGAGCAGUGUAGGACCCCAAUUGGGAAGCUGAGACAGGUUGCUGACGCCAUGGACGUUGAGAUGCACGCGGGUCUUGCUUCUGAAGGUGGCAGCAAGCUCAAGAUGUUGAUCACUUAUGUUGAUAAUCUCCCUUCUGGGGAUGAGAAAGGACUCUUUUAUGCAUUAGACCUUGGUGGCACAAACUUCCGAACCCUUCGCGUGCAUUUAGGUGGGAAGGAGAAAGGUGUUGUCAAAAUAGAGUCUGAUGAAGUUUCCAUUCCUCCUCAUUUGAUGACUGGUUCUUCACAAGAAUUAUUUGAUUUUAUAGCAUCUAAACUAGCAAAAUUCGUUAGUUCUGAGCCUGAAGAGUUACACCCUCCCCCUGGCAGACAAAGGGAAUUGGGUUUUACCUUCUCAUUUCCAGUGAGGCAAACAUCAAUUGCAUCUGGGAAUAUAAUAAAGUGGACUAAAGGUUUCAAUAUUGAGGAUGCGGUUGGAGAAGAUGUGGUGGGUGAACUGACCAAGUCCUUAGAAAAAAUUGGUCUGGAUAUGCAUGUUGCAGCUCUAGUUAAUGACACAGUUGGAACAGUGGCUAGAGCAAGAUUCAGCAAUCAGGAUGUCAUUGCUGGAGUGAUUCUUGGUACUGGGACAAAUGCAGCUUAUGUAGAGUGUGCACAUGCAAUUCCAAAAUGGCAUGGUCUUCUACCAAAAUCAGGAGAGAUGGUUAUUAACAUGGAGUGGGGUAAUUUCCGUUCCUCGCAUCUUCCUCUAACAGAAUAUGAUCAUGCUCUAGAUGCAGAGAGCUUAAACCCUGGAGAACAGAUUUUUGAGAAGAUAAUUUCUGGUAUGUAUUUGGGUGAAAUUGUAAGGAGAGUUUUGUUGAAGUUGGCUGAAGAAGUUGACUUCUUUGGAGAUACUGUUCCUCCAAAAUUGAGAAUUCCUUUCGUACUUAGGACACCUGACAUGUCUGCAAUACAUCAAGAUACAUCUUCAGAUCUGAAGGUGGUUGGAAACAAAUUGAAGGAUAUAUUAGAGAUCAAUAACACAUCCCUGAAAAUGAGGAAGAUUGUUGUGGAACUCUGUGAUAUUGUUGCUAAUCGGGGAGCCCGCCUUUCUGCUGCUGGUAUUUUUGGCAUCCUCAAGAAAAUAGGAAGAGACACAGUAAAGGACGGGAAGAAAUCAGUAGUAGCACUGGAUGGAGGAUUGUUUGAACACUAUACUAAAUUCAGAAGUUCCUUGGAGAGUACACUAAAGGAGUUGUUGGGAGAUGAGGCAGCUGAGACAAUUGGCAUUGAGCAGUCUAAUGAUGGCUCUGGAAUUGGAGCAGCCCUCCUGGCAGCUUCUCACUCCCAGUAUUUGGAAGUGCAGGAGUCCUGAAGAUGUGGUUUAAUGUCAAGGUAAAUCAGUGUAACACUAGUUUCAUUUUUUUGUAUACCUACUAGAUCAACAGAUUGAAGCAGAAAAGUCUUCGUUACUAGUCCUAGAGAGCUUUUAACCAGGAAGGUGGACCAAGUCCACAGUGGAGUUAUUUGUAGGGCUGUGUUCUUCUUGCUGCAAAUGCAACAUUGCUGCUUCUCGGCUAAUUACUGGUGCAUUGUUUUGGUUACAGUGUUUGUCUCUCCCACAUCAAAGAAUAAUAGGAGAGAUGUAAACUUUUGAGUUGUCUCGUUUUCCCAAUGUAACAUGUUUUCAAUGAGAAUAAGUCAGGAUUAAUUUAUUGACAAAGGUGAAUGAUUUCAAUUCAAGGCUUUUGCGAGUUAUCAAUGAAGAGUUGAGUUUAUUUAUUAUUU
Molecule: messenger RNA, 2076 nt
Organism: Glycine soja
Lineage: Eukaryota; Viridiplantae; Streptophyta; Magnoliopsida; Fabales; Fabaceae
Product: hexokinase-1-like
Exons: 9
Coding region: 173-1663 (496 amino acids)
Biological process (GO): glycolytic process; intracellular glucose homeostasis; glucose 6-phosphate metabolic process
Cellular component (GO): mitochondrion; cytosol
Molecular function (GO): ATP binding; D-glucose binding; fructokinase activity
Source: RefSeq, a predicted model, not a curated record